This is a messenger RNA of Ceratotherium simum simum (southern white rhinoceros), 1727 nucleotides long. Its product is annotated as olfactory receptor 51L1. Gene Ontology annotation, molecular function: olfactory receptor activity; G protein-coupled receptor activity. Gene Ontology annotation, cellular component: plasma membrane. Lineage: Eukaryota; Metazoa; Chordata; Mammalia; Perissodactyla; Rhinocerotidae. Gene Ontology annotation, biological process: G protein-coupled receptor signaling pathway. The record is from RefSeq and is a predicted model, not a curated record.
UUUCUAUAGUAUAUAAUAAAUAUUUCUUUUUCUACUCUUUUGCUGCUUAAAUUUUUUAGUGUCCUCAACGCAAAUCCAUCAAAGUUCUUGUCAGAGAUGACCAGAUUUGUGUAGUACACAUUUUUGUUCCAGAAUUUGGUGUUUUUACUAUUAGGAAAUGCUUCUUACAUAAGAACCAUGAGAAGUACAUCCUUCUUUCCUCCGUGAAGUUAGAGGGAAUAUAUAUUGCAUCCUGAUUAUCCUGCUUAUGCUCACAAGGGAUAAUUCUGAGGGAUAAACAAAAAUAACAGAAAACAUUCCUCACUGUUUGCCAAGAGUCACCAUGGUGGUCUGGAAUAACAAUGAUACUGUGGAGCCCAUAUUUAUUCUGAGGGGUUUUCCUGGGCUGGAGUAUGUUCAUUCGUGGCUCUCAAUCCCACUCUGUCUUGCAUACUUGGUAGCAUUUAUUGGUAAUAUUACCAUCCUCUCCGUCGUUUGGAUAGAGUCCUCACUCCACCAGCCCUUGUAUUAUUUCCUUUCCAUCUUGGCACUAACUGAUCUAGGUAUGUCCCUGUCCACACUUCCCACCACACUUGCUGUGUCAUGGUUGGAUGCUCAGGAGAUCCAGGCAAGUGCUUGCUAUUGUCAGCUCUUCUUCAUCCACACAUUUACUUUCCUGGAGUCCUCAGUGCUGCUGGCUAUGGCCUUUGACCGUUUUGUUGCUAUCUGCCGUCCACUGCACUACACCACCAUUCUCACCAACAGUGUAAUAGGCAAGAUUGCUUUGGCCUGCUUGCUAAGAAGCAUGGGAGUUGUACUGCCCACGCCUUUGCUACUGAGACACUAUCACUACUGCCAUGUCAAUGCCCUCUCUCAUGCCUUCUGUUUGCACCAGGAUGUUCUGAGAUUAUCCUGUUCAGAUGCCAGGAUCAACAGUGUUUAUGGACUGUGUGUAGUUAUCUCCACACUUGGCAUGGAUUCUAUUUUCAUACUUCUUUCUUAUGUCCUGAUUCUGAAUGCUGUGCUGGGCAUUGUAUCUCGUGAAGAGAGGCUAAAGGUACUCAACACAUGUGUAUCCCAUAUCUGUGUAGUGCUCAUCUUCUUUGUGCCAGUUAUUGGGGUGUCAAUGGUCCAUCGCUUUGGGAAGCAUCUGUCUCCCAUAGUCCACAUCCUCAUGGCUGACAUCUACCUGCUUCUUCCCCCAGUGCUUAAUCCUAUUGUCUACAGUGUGAGGACAAAGCAGAUUCGUCUAGGAAUUCUCCGCAAGUUUGGACUAGGGAGGAGGCUUUAACCUGUAUCCUCCAGUUUUCUCACUGAAAAAUCUUGCGGCAGCUAUUUGAGUAGCUGAGAAGUAAAAUAUUUGGGGCUUGAUCACUUGGUUAAAUUCCUAAUUUUUUCACUUCCUAUAUAUAUGUUCUCAGUUAAUCAUCAACGCUUAUGCGAUUAACGUUUUCAUAGCCGAAUUGUGAUAAGUACGGCCUUUUCUAUCUCCAAGAUAAUUAUGAGACUUAUAAUAGACAAUGCAUGUAAAAUAGGUGUUUUUGAAAACUGUACAAUUUGUUGAUAUUAUUAAAUUAUUAUUCUUAGUUAUAAUAAUAACAAUAAGUUUCCUCAUGUAAUGUAGCUAUGUUUAUAUAGUUUCUCAUGUUUAUGAUCUAAAACUCAGAAAUCUCUCUCUGUCUCUCUCUUUUGCUAACACAUUGGACCAUAUUUUGUCUCUCAUGCCAAAAUGUUAUAACCUUUUAUGA